AUGCCUCGGUAUGAUGAUAAGUAUGGAAAUACCCGCCUGUAUGUAGGACGCUUGUCUUCGAAUACUCGUUCCCGUGAUCUCGAGCGUGUCUUUAGCAGAUAUGGAAGAGUUCGAGGGGUGGAUAUGAAGAAUGAUUUCGCCUUUGUUGAAUUUAGCGAUCCUCGAGAUGCUGAUGAUGCUAGAUAUAACUUGGAUGGCCGCGAUGUUGAAGGAAGUCGCAUUAUUGUGGAAUUUGCCAAGGGGGGUCCUCGUGGUUCCCGGGAAUACAUGGGUCGGGGUCCACCACCUGGAUCUGGACGAUGCUUUAACUGUGGCAUUGAUGGUCAUUGGGCCCGUGAUUGCAAAGCUGGGGAUUGGAAAAACAAGUGUUACCGCUGUGGUGAAAGAGGUCAUAUAGAGAAGAACUGCAAGAACAGUCCCAAAAAGUUGAGCAGACGUGGACGCAGUCCUUCUCGUUCACCUGUCAGGUCACGAUCUCCUCGACAUAGCCGAAGGGAUCGAAGCUAUAGCCGUGACCGCAGCUACAGUCGAUCGAGAUCUCCUGUUAGGAGAGAACGAAGCCCAGUUUCUGAAGAUAGAUCACGGAGUCCUCAGCCCUCUAAGAUAAGGAAGCAUAGUGCAUCACCUGAACAUGGCAGCCCGCAAAAGAGAGGUGACCCAUCUCCUGGUAAUGAUAGGUUAGUAAAUCAGCGAGAUGGGUCUGACUAUAGUGAUGGUCCUAGAGUGAAGAGUAGAAGCCCUGCUAGCCCUGCGAGGGACCGGGAUGUGAGGGGCUAUGAUAGCCCUAAAGCUAAUGGCCGUAGUGGCAGUCCCAGCCGGAGUCCUAGGGAUGAUGACAGGAGUCCCAUUGAUGAAGAUGAUGACAACCACCGCCGCUCUCAGACACCUUAG
This is a messenger RNA of Sphenostylis stenocarpa, 891 nucleotides long. Lineage: Eukaryota; Viridiplantae; Streptophyta; Magnoliopsida; Fabales; Fabaceae. The record is from the annotation of a GenBank genome assembly.